This is a messenger RNA of Cornus florida, 3018 nucleotides long. Its product is annotated as probable leucine-rich repeat receptor-like protein kinase At1g35710. Lineage: Eukaryota; Viridiplantae; Streptophyta; Magnoliopsida; Cornales; Cornaceae. The record is from RefSeq and is a predicted model, not a curated record. The coding region runs from base 198 to 2933 and encodes 911 amino acids. Gene Ontology annotation, biological process: hormone-mediated signaling pathway; protein phosphorylation. Gene Ontology annotation, cellular component: plasma membrane. The transcript has 2 exons. Gene Ontology annotation, molecular function: protein binding; ATP binding; protein kinase activity.
GAUUUGAAUCGAAUAAUCCAUUAGUCACUUAUUACACCUUUGAAUAAUCGCUUACAUUGGGGAUGGUGAUAGCCACAAAGUUGAGCAGGAAACUUGGAAGAAAUUAGCGGAGAUGGCUUGACUCCCUGCUUUGCCUACUGUAAGUCUAAUGCUAUAUAUAUAUAUAUAUAUAUAUAUAUUCUAAGUACAACAACCAAAUGCAUCCAUCCAUUGAUCUAUAUAUUGUGCAAAUAAACAUGGCGUCGUUCAAAUAUCGUGCAGUUGUAGUAGUAUUAAUAGCUGCUAUUAUUAUGUUAAUGGCAACUUCUAUUCUAUCAAAAUCCUCAUCAUCAACAGAGGAAGCAGAGGCUCUUCUCUGCACUGGUUGGUGGGGGAACACUAUUCCAGUUAACACUUCCACAACUCACUGUAAGUGGAAAGGAAUAUCUUGCAAUGGGUUUGGAAAUGUCAUUGGGAUAGACCUUUCUAGUUCCUACUAUGAAGUAGUUGGAGAGCUGGAGAAAUUGAACAUGUCUUCCUUUCCAAACUUACUAAGUCUGGAUCUCAGCUACUGUGAGCUCAACGGACGCAUCCCGUAUGAAAUCGGAAGGUUGUCGAAACUCAAUUCUCUUCGACUUCAAAGCAAUGAUCUUACAGGUAUGUUGCCUCUUUCCUUGGGUAACCUCACCCAACUAAUCGAACUCGACAUUUCUUACAAUCAUGUCAGCGGCUCCAUCCCCCCAGAAAUAGGAAAUCUUGAACAUUUGAAAUCUUUGUCCCUUUCUUCAAAUGAAUUCAAUGGCUCUAUCCCCCUAGAAAUUGGAAGGUUGAGGAAACUCAAUUCCCUUGAUCUCUAUUACAAUAAUCUUACAGGUAUGCUGCCUCUCUCCUUGGCUAACCUCACCCAACUACACGACCUCGACAUUUCUUCCAAUCAUGUCAGCGGCUCCAUCCCGCCAGAAAUAGGAAAUCUUCAAAAUUUGACAUCUUUGUGGCUUGCUUCAAAUCAAUUGAAUGGCUCUAUACCCUUAGAAAUUGGAAGGUUGUGGAAACUCAAUUUCCUUGAACUUUAUGACAAUAAUAUUACAGGUAUGCUGCCUCUCUCCUUGGCUAACCUCACCCAACUUCUCGGCCUCGACAUUUCUUUCAAUUAUGUCAGCGGCUCCAUCCACCCAGAAAUUGGAAAUCUUCAAAAUUUGACAUAUUUGUGGCUUGCUUUGAAUCAAUUGAAUGGCUCUAUCCCCCCGGAAAUAGGGAAUCUUGAUAAUUUGGAAUAUUUGUUGCUUUCUUCGAAUCAAUUGAACGACUCUAUCCCCCCGGAAAUUGGAAAGUUGUCCAUGCUCAAACAACUUUCUAUUUCUUCCAAUCAUAUCAGCGGCUCCAUCCCACCAGAAAUAGGAAAUCUUCAAAAUUUGGAAUAUUUGUCCCUUUCUUCAAAUGAAUUCAAUGGCUCUAUCCCCCUAGAAAUUGGAAAUCUUGGAAAUUUGAAAUCUCUGUCCCUUUCUUCAAAUGAAUUCAAUGGCUCUAUUCCCCUUGAAAUUGGAAAGUUGUCCAUGCUCAAUCGCCUUGACAUUUCUUCCAAUCAUAUUAGUGGCUCCAUCCCCCAAGAAAUAGGAAGUAUGAAAAAUCUACAUUACUUGAACCUCUCCCACAAUAAUUUCUCCACCAUUCCCAGUUCAUUUAGCCCUGCUCAUUGGAUGGAAAUUGAUAUCUCAUACAAUGAUUUGGAGGGAGAAGUUCCAGAAGGUCUUCAAGUUGCAAUGGUGUAUAUGAAAGGCAACAAAGGUUUAUGUGGCGGAGUCUAUAAUUUCCCUCCUUGUCCCGCGACCAUUGGCUCUACCAACCGGAAGAGAAAGAGAUAUAUAGUCAUGGUCAUUUUUUUGCUUGGCAUCAUCAUUUCCAUUGCUUUCUUCAUUCUUGGAAUUGUGUACUGCUGCUAUCGUAAAAAGAUAAGGAAAAAUACCGAGUUAGAAGGAAGGGAAAUGAAGAAUACAGAUAUAUUCUCAGUGUGGAAUUAUGAUGGAGGAAUUGCAUAUGGAGACUUAAUUGAAGCAACAAAUGACUUCGAUAUAAAAUACUGCAUUGGAACAGGUGGUUAUGGCAGUGUUUACAAGGCAGAGCUGCCGAGUGGCAAAGUAGUUGCAUUGAAGAAACUUCACAAGUUAGAAGCUGAGGAGCCAGCUUUCGACAAGAGCUUCAAGAAUGAGGUGCGAAUGUUAACAAAUAUAAGGCAUCGGAACAUUGUCAAACUUUAUGGAUUCUGUUUGCACAAGCGUUGCAUGUUCUUGGUUUACGAGUACAUGGAAAGGGGAAGCCUAUUCUGUGUCUUGAGAGAUGAUGCUGAAGCUGUGGAAUUGAAUUGGACUAGGAGGGUGAACACCAUUAAAGGCAUUGCACAUGCUUUGUCUUACAUGCAUUAUGAUUGUUAUCCACCAAUUGUUCACCGCGACAUAUCAAGCAACAACAUUCUGCUGAACUCGAAAUUGGAGGCGUUUGUCUCUGAUUUUGGCACAGCUAGACGGUUGUAUCCUGAUUCAUCAAACCAAACUAUACUUGCAGGCACUUACGGAUAUAUUGCCCCAGAAUUUGCCUACACCAUGGUCGUGAAUGAAAAGUGCGAUGUUUAUAGCUUUGGGGUGGUGGCACUCGAAACACUUAUGGGAAGACAUCCGGGAGAACUUCUCCAAUCAUUGGCGUCAACAUCUACUCAAACCAUAAUGCUAAGUGAUGUGUUAGAUGCACGCCUCCAAGCUCCAGAGCAUGGACUGGUUGCACAAAAUAUUGUUCUGGUCGCUACAUUGGCAUUUGCUUGCUUGCAUUCUGAACCAAAGUCUCGACCAACAAUGCUACGGAUUUCUCAAGAGUUUCUUGCUUCCAAGGCCCCUCUAGCUAAAUCUCUUCAGGGCAUUUCACUGUCACAGCUAAUGAAUCAUGAUACGUAUUUGAUCAAUUAAUCCAAUAAUCUUAUGCACCAGCUAUUUGACUUUAUGCAUUUGUAUUACAACAUCUAAUAAAUCAAGAUGUUUAUUUGUGCAAUCG